UACACUUCAAACACAUUGGUUCCUUAAACCAUUUUAUAUUUUCCUUUGUUCUCUACUUCAUACACAAUGGACCUUGAAAAUUGCAAUUGUCUAUGCUCAAGAAACAACUGCAUUUGGUCAAGUUAUGAGAGAAUUGGCAAUGACCCUAUUGUUUGUGUCAAUGAAUUUAUGAGCAAAUUGAAGAUUACAAAGUUAAAAACUUUGUGGAAAAAGAUUAAGAGAGAAAAGAAGAUGAAAAUUUUUCGAUCAUCUUCACCGGUAUUUCUGUAUGAUCCUAGCUCUUACUUACAAAAUUUUGAUGAUGGUUAUUCGAAUGAUCCUGAUGAUUUUUCAAGGUCAUUCUCAGCUCGAUUUGCAGCACCACCUUCCAAGAUUUUUGUCAAGAAUAUUGAAGUGAUCAUUGAUGAUGAAGAAAUAUUGGAGAUAAAUGAUGAAAGAUAGCUAACAACAUGAUGUAAUUUUAUGUCUAAAUUUGUAAUCUUGACUUCUUGAGUUCCUUCACUUAGACUUAAAAAAUUCCUUUGUAAAUUAUAUAUAUAUUUAGUUGUACAAAGGUGUAGUGAUGUUAUCUUAUAAAUUUAUGUCCAAUGAUUUCAUCUAUCCUUUUACCUUCAUAUUUCAUAGAUAUGUUUUCCU
Molecule: messenger RNA, 636 nt
Organism: Trifolium pratense (red clover)
Lineage: Eukaryota; Viridiplantae; Streptophyta; Magnoliopsida; Fabales; Fabaceae
Exons: 1
Coding region: 67-441 (124 amino acids)
Source: RefSeq, a predicted model, not a curated record